Messenger RNA from Aspergillus nomiae NRRL 13137, 660 nucleotides. Its product is annotated as ankyrin repeat domain-containing protein. NCBI's taxonomy places the organism in Eukaryota, Fungi, Ascomycota, Eurotiomycetes, Eurotiales, Aspergillaceae. The record is from RefSeq and is a predicted model, not a curated record. The transcript has a single exon. Gene Ontology annotation, molecular function: protein binding. Bases 1 to 660 code for a protein of 219 amino acids.
AUGAGGGCGUCUAGGAUAGGAGCCCAGCUCCCUAUCGAGCUUAUCCUGCUUGCCGCCGAAUAUCUUGCACCUGCUGACCUGCUGUCUCUGUUAUAUGCGGCUCCUGGGCUCGCAUGCGUCCUAAGUUUUCAGCAUACCACGCUUCAGGACGAAGGAGGGAGGACGAUCCUACAUCUACUCGCGAUGGACGGCGAAUUGAUGAAGCUACUGCUCGGAAACUACAGUAUCAGGCCAGACCCGAAGGAUAAUUGUGGUCGGACGCCGUUAUCUUAUGCAGCUGGAGGUGGUAAUGAAGCAGUGGUCAGGUUAUUGCUGGACCAAAAUGUUGAGGCAGACUCAAAGGAUAAUGACGGGUUGACACCAUUAUCCUAUGCAGCUGGAGGUGGAUAUGAAACGGUGGUUAGGCUACUGCUGGACCGACAAGAUGUUGAGGCAGACUCGAAGGAUAACUCGGGUCGGACACCAUUGUUAUAUGCGGCGUGGCGCGGACAUGAAGCAGUGGUCAGGUUACUGCUGGACCAACAAGAUGUUCAGGUGGACUCUAAGGCUAACUGGGGUCGGACACCAUUAUCCUGUGCGACUGAAGGUGGACAUGAAGCGGUGGUCAGGCUACUGCUGGGCCGACAAGAUGUCCAGGCGGACUCGAAGGAUAAUUGUUGA